Messenger RNA from Hibiscus syriacus, 403 nucleotides. Its product is annotated as NADH-ubiquinone oxidoreductase 20.9 kDa subunit-like. The record is from RefSeq and is a predicted model, not a curated record. NCBI's taxonomy places the organism in Eukaryota, Viridiplantae, Streptophyta, Magnoliopsida, Malvales, Malvaceae. The transcript is spliced from 4 exons. The coding region runs from base 56 to 373 and encodes 105 amino acids.
CUAAGUGAAAGUCGAAACCGAGCAACAACCAUAGCCACCAUCGAAAGAAUCAAAGAUGAACACAGACAUUACAGCGUCGGCUAAACCAGAGUACCCCGUUAUAGAUCGGAAUCCUCCCUUCACCAAAGUCUGUGGCAAUUUCAAUACCCUCGAUUACCUCCGUUUCGUCACCAUCACCGGCGUUUCCGUCACCGUCGGCUACCUCUCCGGGAUAAAGCCGGGAUUGAAAGGACCGUCAAUGGUGACGGGAGGGCUGAUAGGACUAAUGGGUGGUUUUAUGUACGCUUACCAGAACUCGGCUGGUCGACUCAUGGGAUUUUUCCCUAAUGAUGGUGAGGUCGCUCAGAACCAGAAACGUGUAUUCAACAAAUAGAUCUUUUUUCUUUCGUCUUUCAUGUUUCCU